AUGAAAAUUGGUUCAUAUGCCCUACAAAUCUGUGACGCGGCUCGGCGUUCGCAGCGGAGAAAAGAUACCCCAGACAUUUACCUACCAGAACCAAGUGCGGAAUCGCUUACAGCAAUCGCUCAAGCGAUGGGUGCAGCUGGGUUCGAAGACUACACUGAAGGAAAGGCCCUCGUCAAGAGACUGAUACCUGCUGAUAACCAGCCUGAUCUAGACAUUGUUGAACAUCUUGGUGUGAUUGGCAGAGCGGGUGUAGACUUCCCGGCACUGCCCAAUAUCCCUAGUACUGGUUUUAAUUGCAAGAACGUGCCCACUGGAUAUUAUGCUGACCUGGAGACAGAUUGCCAGGUGUUCCAUAUCUGUGACACUUCUCGCAAGAUCUCCUUCUUAUGUCCAAAUGGCACCAUCUUCAGCCAGUCGCAUCUUAUCUGUGAUUGGUGGUUCAAGGUGGACUGCGCAUCAGCUCCAGCUCUUUACGAGUCCAGCGUUGAGUAUUAUUCGAACGAACAAAAGAAGUCGCAAAGAAGCAACCAUAACGUUGUGAGAAAUCCAGAUCUCCAACAAAUUGGUGCCGAUACUAAUGUUCGGGCAGAAUCUAGAAGAGCUCCAGUAAACGUACCGACCACUACUGAAAGAUUCUUAAGACACAAACAGAAGCUGCAAAGUGAUAAUCCCUCAUCAAAUGAACCUAAUGGGAAACCAACAGCAAGAAAUUACCAAGCUCUAUUUGAAGUAAAUCCAACUCAAAGAGCUCAGACUGUCGCUGCAUUCGAAAAUAGAAGAAAAAAUCUAGUACAACUCAUUUCCAAUAAUUUUGGAAACGGUCCUGCAAAAACAACAUUACCAGUUUUUGACAGCUCUACUUAUAGAACUGCUGUCCCUGUGUAUGAUCAUAAUAGUCUUAGAGAAAUGCAGGUAGCAGCCGAAACAGCUUCAUUUGCACAAAAUCAAAAUAGACAAUUCUUACAAGAAUACAAUAGCAAAAAUUUUAGACCAUUUCCAGUAUAUACUCCCAAUUCAUCUUCACAGAGUAAAACCAAUAACCCAUCAUUAACAACAUUGUAUGAUAUUCAUACAAAACAAACAACACAAUACUUACAAGAAGCGACAACAAAACGACAAACAUUAGUCCCAUAUACUAAAAGCUAUGCGAGCACAGUCAAUGAAAGACGAGAGCCUUACACAAGGCCAGGAAUAUCAUUGCUAAGAGAUUUUCUUGAAAAAGAGAAAAAUAAGACAUUAUCAACCACUACUGAUAAAUUAGUUGCAGCUACGGCCCGAAGCGAUAAAUUCGAAAGUCAACCUAAUCCAGAAAAAGGAGUAACGGCCGAUCCUAAAGAUACUUUCGAAUCUGUUACUAAGAUUCCAGAUACUACAGGGGACGAUAAACCUAUCAAAACUGCAUCCACUGCUGGUGAAGUAUAUUCUAUCUUAAACCAAAAUGAACCAACAACUGAAGAAUCUUAUCAAUAUCGUCGAGAUAGACUUAUGAGAAAAUUAAAUCUCGAGACAUCAGAUACCGAGGAACCUACUACUGCCACAACAGAAAAAGAUUUCGGAGUCAAACAAAGACAGAGAUUAGCCGUACCUCCAUCGUUAACCCCUAAAACAUUACAUUCUUUAGCCAUUUACUAUGCCACUGCUUUAGAUAAUUUAUCUACUACCUCGAACCCAGAGGAUGACGAAACUACUACACCUAGUAUUGAUGAAUAUGAAUCACUGGAUCAUAGUUUGCCAGCUUUAUUCAGUCAUCAAACAAUUACUAAGUAUGGCAACCUUUUUGGACAUGGUAAAGAUAAUGCGGAAUUAUUAGAGGAUAUUAAACUUGAUCCUAAUGGCACAUACAACGAACUUGCAGAAGAUUUAUCUAUCCAAAUGAGUCAAGGACCAUUAGCUACAUCCCCACAAAUAAGAGAACUUGCCCAAGUAUUUACACAUGCACUUUCUGCUUAUCUUCAAGAUCCAGUACAGUUUAGGAAAGUACUUUCAGACAUAAGACCGACACAUCCGUCAUUUGCAGAAGUUUUUACUACCACUGAAGAGCCAUCUAAUACUGAACCAACAACAAUGGUCAACGAAGAAGACGAUGAAUUGUUGGGUUUCUCUGAUGAUCACAAAGUAAGGGAAACUCAAAAUUCUCUAAGAGGAGGUAAAGCUUUAAAUAUUAUUAAUGAUUAUCCCACAACAGUAGAAGAAUUAAGUACUACAGUUAAACCAACUACCGAAUUGCCUUCAACCUAUUUUUCGGUAAGACAAACAACUCCCAGAAGUCCAUUUAGAUGUUGUGGCAGGAUUUCUGCGUCUUACACUACUGCUUCUACGUCGAGGGAUGUUUAUUCUACUUUAUUCCCAUACACAAAAGCUGCAGCCGUAAAUGUAAAUACGCUAGCAACAAAUACUCAUAGCGAAGGUGCAUCUACUACUGAGAAAAUUACGACAUUUAGGCAUGGAAGUAUAAGAGACAGUGUUUUCCCAUCUUAUGGUAAAACUGUAAGUUCUUCAGAUGUGACGCCUUUUAAUGAUGUAUCAGAUGUAACAACUGUGCCUACAGCAUUUGGCCUGGAUGUUAUAGAGUCUACCUUAUCCCCUAUAACUAAUUCACAUCAACUAUUUGAAAGCAAAAAAAUCAAAUUUCCAAACUUUUUUCCAACCACAACACCCGCAUAUAAUACUGAAACAGAUAGUAUUGAAUUCGAAAAUGAAGAAGAAUUGCAACGUGCUCACAGCCAAUCUUUCGUGUCACCUCAAUCAAACAGUUUACGUCAAGGUAAACAACUAAAACAAGAGGAUAAAAAAAAUAUAAGAAAACCGUCAGAAAAUUUGGAAGCACCAACACAAUCAACUGCAGAUCCCACUACAGCACAAACCACUACUCAGGCAACUACUACUCUUCGUGACCAAACUGAAACUUUAACAACAGCAAGUCCUUUAGUAAGCAAUAUAUUUACAUCUCCGGAUAGUGAAAAAUCGACAAACGACUUCCAAUGGCAAACUACGUUCGGAAAUUGGCAAAGCACUAUUCUUGAUCCAAUUACUUUAAAUGAUGGACUCAGCCCUACAGGUCCUGAACAAGGAGUAUCAGAAAUUGCUCAACAAACCAAUUCCUGGACACUCGAUACUGCAACUACCCCUACUCCUACUACAUUUUUAACAACCAAUGAGCCUGUUGUCUCAUCAACUGUAAAUGUAGAAAUUAUCACAAGUGAUAAGCAAAACGAGCGAUAUGGUAAAUUUCUCAGAGACUCUACUACAUCCACUGAGCCCGCACAAGAUUUGUCAACAGUAACUGAUACUAUCGUAGAAAAAGCUAAAGAAAUAAUGGGAGGAAUGAACGCCACUACUACACAAAAACUAAUGAACGUUAUGAAAAAGACGAAAUCAAAAACCGUUAAGCGAUUAAUUUUAUUAUUAGUACAGACUUGUGACGAUGAUCAUAAUUCUACUGCUGAAGCGUCCAAAAAGGCUUUACUUGAAGCACUGAUGGCAGUUUCGCAAAAAGAUAUGGACGAAAUCGCCAAAGAGGAGGAUCUAACAGAAGCUCCGUCAACAGUUUCUGAUGUAGAAUAUGUGAAAACGACAGAAUUCCAACGUCGUCUGGACAGAAUACCAGAUAUAAAUCGACGAAGCAAGAACUUGAAUAUAGAAGCUGAAGAAAUAAAUGCUUUAUCAAGCCCCACAACAACAGAGAGUCUUAAGACUGAGGAGACUACGCAGUACACAACAACUAGUACGUCAAGAAGUACUCCAAAACGUAGAGGUGGAAGGAAGUAUGUAGCUAAGACAACUGAAGUCGAACAAUUCGGGACAACAAUUCCCGACCGACCAAUCGCCGAAGCGAGAGUUGCUCCUCAAGGCGAAUUAAAAGUCCAAUCAGACACUCGGGCGUUAGAGCUACUACGAUCUCUGUACACAAUCGCAGCAAGAUGGGGU
Messenger RNA from Brenthis ino (lesser marbled fritillary), 3927 nucleotides. The record is from the annotation of a GenBank genome assembly. Lineage: Eukaryota; Metazoa; Arthropoda; Insecta; Lepidoptera; Nymphalidae.